Molecule: messenger RNA, 1058 nt
Organism: Xenopus tropicalis (tropical clawed frog)
Lineage: Eukaryota; Metazoa; Chordata; Amphibia; Anura; Pipidae
Product: transmembrane protein 244
Exons: 6
Coding region: 55-513 (152 amino acids)
Cellular component (GO): membrane
Source: RefSeq, a predicted model, not a curated record
GCUACUGUACUGUGUUGAUAUUCCAACUAUAGCCUUCUUCGGUAGAAUGUUCAUAUGGCCCUCAAGAUCCAAGUAUCAGAGACCAAGAUUGUUCUUCAGAACCUGCUCAUUUGUGCUGCAGUUUUCUACACAGCGUUCUACCUAUUACAUGUCAUUUGUUUUAUAGCACUCAGUUUGGACAGCUUUGAUGAACUGGGGCCUUUCGAUUUUAAAGAAAAUCCAUCUUGGCUAAACAAAAAAUACCUUGCUAAUUUAAUUUCUCUUGAGGCUACCUUUACAAUUUGUGGUCUUAUUUUUGCAUUGGUUGUGGAAGAAUGGAUAUGGGAUUAUGCUUGUACAAUUACUUUAAUCCAUGUUAUUAUAACCUCACUAGUUAAGAUGGAAUUUCCUCUUGAGGCCCACUGGUGGACAUCUCUAGGUAUUGGUUUGACAGCAAUGAUUUGUGAAGGACAAAUCUUGGCCUAUGUGCUGUUCAGACACAACUUUAUCUAUCCAGCCCUGGAUGAUUUCUAAAAAUGAUGCAGGUCUUUCACCACUAAAAAUCAUGUUAUAUUUAAAAGAAGAAAAAAAUGACUUUAAAAUACAUAUAACAUUGCUUUUAAAAAAACGUGUGUGCCUUAUAUUUCUUGUUAUUAAACAAAGAUGUCAGUGAAGUGCGUUCUGUACAUAUGAGCUAGUUUAACAUGAGCAACAUGGUUAUUGAAUAAAGUAUUUACGUUUGUCUGAAAAAAUAUAUAAUAUUGUAUAGUAUCAUUUUGUUUACAAACAAUAGCUGAUUUUUUUUCCUUAUAGUUUAUCAUAACAUUUCCAUUUAUAAUACAGAUGUUUUCAUGUUGCAGGGCUUUUCUACCUAUAGAUUAUUCAAGCUGUUGUUUAACUUGACAUUGCCAGGGUUUACAAUCCCGCCUGACAGCAACCUCUCCCCCCCCCCCCCACCCAACGGGCCACUUGCACCUGCCCACUGCUGCUAGUUUGUGGUAGGCAGCAAAGUUUCAGGUAGGACUGGAGCCCUGUAAACGCGGUAUGCUAUGAAUAGAAUGUCUCUAUGCUAUCAUCUA